Messenger RNA from Haemorhous mexicanus (house finch), 3166 nucleotides. RefSeq names its product rho guanine nucleotide exchange factor 17-like. The transcript is spliced from 7 exons. Bases 1 to 2265 code for a protein of 754 amino acids. Gene Ontology annotation, biological process: positive regulation of Rho protein signal transduction. Gene Ontology annotation, molecular function: guanyl-nucleotide exchange factor activity. NCBI's taxonomy places the organism in Eukaryota, Metazoa, Chordata, Aves, Passeriformes, Fringillidae. The record is from RefSeq and is a predicted model, not a curated record.
AUGUCCGCACCGCCAGCUCCCGGCCCCGUGGGGACGCCCCGCUCCGUACCCUCAGCCCCGCUCGGGGCGGGCCCUGCGGGGACCCCCCGCUCCGUCCCCUCAGCACCGCCCGCUCUGUCCCCUCGGCCCUCUCGGGGCGGGGCGCUGGGGCCGGUACCUCGCCCGAGCCGCGCCCGCCGUUGCCGUGGCGACGGGCUAAGCCGGGCCUGCGAGCGGCGGGCGCCGAGGGGCCGGGCCGGAGCCGACCCGCGGCUCGGCGCUGCCGGGGCGGGCAUGCACAACAAAGGCGGCGGGCGACGCGUCCCGGGCGGGCUCCGCAGCUGCAAUGCCGAGACUGCUGCCAAAUCCCCCUCCAAGGGGCAGUGUGAUCUGAGGGAAGCUGAUCUCCCACCUCUGGAGGACAGCCAGCAGCCCACAGCGAUGUCCAUGGCAACAGAGACCUGGGAAGACAAGCCAAGCAAUGAGACAUCCAGCGACAUUCCACCUGCAGGGAAUACCCCCAGUCCUGCCUGUCGCCGAUCCAACUCCGACAUUGUCCAUGAGAGCACGGACGGUGCCAAGGCCCAGCGGGAGUGCCGGCUGCGGCCGCACUUCAGUGACCCGAUGCCGACAGACUCGGUGAAGAGGAAGCAGCUGGAGCUGAAGAUCGCGGCUGCAGCGCGGCAGCACGCGCAGAAGCGCCGGCAGGAGCGGGACUGUGGUCCAGUGGUAGCAAAAGCCAACCUUGGCUAUGGUGGCAGCUUUGACGAGACCCGACGCACCCCACGGGGCUCCCUCCGCUCCAGACGUCACUGGAGCAACGUCAGCAGCCUGAGCACGGACAGCGGGAUUGUUGGUGUGAAUGAUGCCCGGGAUGACCUGGAUCCCACUGCGGCCACCCGGACCAAGUCAGCGGAUGUGGAGAGGGCAGAUAGUGGCAUUGGCCAGAUGCCAGCCAGGAAGUGGAGGAACAGGGCAUCUGAAACGCUGAGCUCCCUGCAGGCCUGGGAAGCCCACCGUCCCUGCACCGAUUGUGGAGAAAGGGACCUCCCGGUGGAGACAGAUGUCCAGAACUGCAACCAGAGGCGGGCUGAUCUCUGCGAGAAGUGCCGCAAGCGCAGGACGGAGCGCAAGGAGUCUGUGCUGGAGUUUGUCAACACGGAGGCCAGCUAUGGAGAGGACCUGCGCAUCAUCAAAGAGGAGUUCUACCUCCCCAUGCAGGCAGCUGGCCUGCUGAGCCAGGAGCAGCUCCAGGGCAUCUUCAGCAACGUCCAGGAGCUCAUUGACCUCAAUGAGAGUUUCCUGGAGAUACUUCAAGAAGAGAUUGAUCAGGCCUUUGAUCAGGGGGACGAUGACCUGAUGACCGUGUGCAUUGGAGAAAUAUUCCUGGAAUUUGUGAACAUGCUGCCAGCCUUUCAGACAUAUUGUCUUCAGCAGUCCUCCUCUGUGAAUAUGCUCAAUGCUCUGGAGAAGGAGAAGGAGUUGCUCAGAAUAUUCCUGAAUGUCUCCCAGAAUGACAACACAGCACUGAGGCGGAUGAACUUGAGGUCCUUCCUGAUGGCCCCUUUGCAAAGGGUCACCAAGUACCCGCUGCUGCUCAGCAGAAUCAUCAAGGCCACCACCGAGUACCACCCGGACCACAGCAGCCUGCGGGAGGCCAAGAGCCGCAUCGAGUCCCACCUGGAGCACAUCAACAUGAAAACCAAGCAGGAGGGGAACACGUGGACCCUCCGAUCCUUCCGCCAGGACAGCAAGAAGAAGAGGGAAGUCAUCAACAUUGAGAUGAGAGAAACCGCCCUCAAAACCGUCGGUUGGCUGCGGGAGGAAACGCGGUUUGUGAUGGAGGGGUCUCUGCAGCUGGCCCAGCCCCCCGACGGCCAGUGGGUGAAGAAAGGCAGCAAGACCCUGAAGUUCCAGAACAUGCAGGUCCUCCUCCUUGUGAACAUGAAGCGUGUGUCCGAGUCCAGUCUGGAAUCAGCUGAGCCAGGGCCUGUGAAGGACGCAGUGCUGGUACUCAUCAGGGACAAAAAUAACGGGAAGUUCCAUUUGCUCAGGGAGCCCUUGAGGCUGAGUAAUUGCAUUGUCUCCACUGAUCCCGACUGCGACGACACCUUCGAACUCAUUGAGAUCAGGCGGGAGGCGUUUGUGUUCCGGGACAGCGACCGGGCACGGACUCACCACUGGUUCAGGCAGAUCAGGCGCUACUCCAGGGAGCUGGGCUCCUGGAAGAAGCGGCGGAACGCGCUGCCCAACAUCAUGAUCAGCACUCCUCACACCAGGCCCUGAGUCCUGCACCGGCAGGUUUGGCUUGACCAGUGCCACAUGCAAAGACCGUCGAGAGCCCCAGUGGUCUGAACUUGCUCCAUGGACAACACAGGGAGGAGCCUGGUCCCCAAAGACUCUGACUAGCACUGGAAGCAAAUGCUACAGCCUGGUGCUGAACUCCAACCCCUGGACUCACAAUAGUUUGUGGCUCAUGUACAUACAGAGAUGGGCUCCGCUCGAGAUCACCGAAGGAUAAUAAUUUGACUUGGUAAUGUUGCACUGCAGGAGAAUGAUAUAUGAUGCUUGCCAUUGCAUGGAUCGUGUUGAAAGCCAGUCUUGACAAUGAGAGAGGUUUCCACUAUUGACUAUAUUUCAUCAGCAUUAGGUAAAGUCCGGGUAUUCAGCAAAAUUAGGUGCAGUAUUAUGCAACAGAGAAUGAAAGCUGGAAAAAAUUGUUUUCCACCACUACUCCUAAGGACUGUGUUUCAUUAUUCACCUCUGUAUAUUCAGUCAAAACACUUGUUUAAAAAGAAAGGCCUUUCAUCUUUAAUCCAAAUCAAGUAGGUAUCAAUUUGCUCAGAUUCAGCUGCAUGCACACAGCAAAAAAAAAAAAAAAAAAAAAAAGGAAAGAGAAAAAAAGAACAAACACAUAAACCCCAUAUAUGUGUAGAACCUGUGGAAGAGCAGCACACUCCCAGUGAGAGUCUGUUAUUUAACUGACUUAAGGACUGGAACAUAAUGCUGCAUGUGAAAUAUCUCAGAAGUAUAUGUAAAUACAGCUCUGCUACCAUUGAUAGUGAAUUUAAGAGUUUGCAAUUAUUUAAAUUAUGUAAUCUAGUGUAUUUCAAAAUUUAAUUGAAAGGAACAAUUUACAUUGUAAUGUAGAGUAACAUAAAAUGUUUUAAUAAUUAUGUUUCAGUUA